Angiostrongylus costaricensis is the source of this 426-nucleotide messenger RNA. Lineage: Eukaryota; Metazoa; Nematoda; Chromadorea; Rhabditida; Metastrongylidae. The record is from the annotation of a GenBank genome assembly.
AUGCGCUUCCAUGCCUACGAAUCAUCGCCUGGAUCGUCGUCUGGUGAAGAUGGCUCUGGUGAGAUGGAGGUGUCGCCUACCAGACUGCUAGCUAUUGCGAUUCAAAAGCGACGUGCAUUGUUCGGCCUCAAGGAACGCGACUACCGACUCGAGCUGUUGCAGACUUCUUUAAUCCAAUCUUUGUGUAAGCAUUUGGGUGAACGUAGAGCUCGCCGCCGCAAGCGCGGUGGCAGGCGGGGCGUUAGGCCAAACAAGGGUGAUGAUGAGUCCUGUGGGGCUCCAAUUACUCGAGUUGAACCUAUCGUUCAGAACUGUAAUGACGAUGAGCCGUCCGAGAAGCGACAACGCGACGACGGCGAGGACCCUUUCGGACUCGAUGACUUCUUUGUUCGAGUCUGUGGGCGUUCGGUGACAAUUAGAGGUUAA